Messenger RNA from Eimeria mitis, 996 nucleotides. RefSeq lists its product as uncharacterized. Gene Ontology annotation, molecular function: protein binding. NCBI's taxonomy places the organism in Eukaryota, Apicomplexa, Conoidasida, Eucoccidiorida, Eimeriidae. The transcript has 10 exons. The coding region runs from base 1 to 996 and encodes 331 amino acids. The record is from RefSeq and is a predicted model, not a curated record.
AUGCACCACGCCGAGCCGGCAUUUCAAGUGGUCUACCCCAACUACGACCGGGAAAGAUGGGUUACCGCUGCCGUAACUACCGCAUUUUUCCUCUCGUCGUCGCCUGCUGUGUUCCGUUCUGGGGCGCCAGCGCUUUGUAGAGAAUUGUCAAGGCAGCGUGUCGAGCGUGAACUGCAGCAGUCGCCCGAGCCUCUGAAGCUACAGCAAGUGUUUCGGAAGAUUGAGCCCCUCGUGGUACAGGUGUAUGCGGUGCUUCAAACGCAAGCGCCUUUCGCUCACAAAGCCCUCGGCCAAACAGAAUUCGAUGAGGAGCAGCAUGCGCAUGAACAAUAUCACUUUCUGGGAUCUGGCUUUUUCUUUGACGAUGAGGCGACCGAUGUUGCUGUGCUUCGGGUAAAUAACUCCUUCCAGGGAAAGGAGUGCCCCCACGUACACGGAAAGUUCGCUGUAACACGCCCAGAGAUGGGAGAGAUAAUUGCGACCUACGCUGCAACAGAGCACGCAAAUGAGCCAAUAGGGGUAGCGGGCCAGGUGUUGCAGCCUCGUCAGACAUUCAGGCCGACAGACGACUCGGGAAACUUGGGUCUCCUACAGCUGCAGUUGCUGACGCUUCCAGGCAUGUCUGGAGCGCCUGUCGUCGACAUGGAAGGCUCCAUCGUAGGAAUGCUUGUCAAGAAAUUCGACAUCUGUGGGCUGGCGUUGCCGUCAGCAGUUGUACUUCGGGUCGCGGAGUCUCUGAGGGAUUCGGGCAAAUUCACAGUUCCUUCCAUUGGGUUGCUCGUGACAGAAGAGAUGCCACGUUUGGCUGCAGCACGUCCAAAUCUGCCUACAGGAUCGGGAUUAAAGGUGUGCAGAGUAACUCCUGGAAGCGCGGCUGAUAGAGCAGGUGUUCGCGAAGGUGACCUUAUAAUAAAUGUGAAGGGAGAGGUUAUGGAUUCUAUUGGACGUAAUGAAGACAAAUCAAAUAACAGUAUCAUGUGUUUUAUUCGCAUUUGA